AUGGGGAAGCCAGACUGCGAUCGGUCUGACCUCUUAGUCGAGAAUGUUUGGGGAGUCCCCAGAUCACCGGAUGAGUUCGUGAAGCCUGCUGAGCUAGCAAGGCUCCGCGCCUUGUUCUUCCACAGGUGCACUGCUAGAGCUCGUGAACUUGAGGAUGCCGAGCAGGAACUGAAGAAAUCCAUGCCGGGCGGCCACGUCGCUACCAUCCUUGCGCCCAAGCGACUCCUGCUGUGGCGAGGGUUGAUGGAAGAGUUCGGGUAUCCUGCCUUGGAAGUUUUCGAUGUAGCCUCCGGCGUCGAUUGGGACGAAGCACUGGGCUCCACGGCGGCUGCAGCCGAGGCGACCCAG
Messenger RNA from Symbiodinium sp. CCMP2592, 348 nucleotides. Lineage: Eukaryota; Dinophyceae; Suessiales; Symbiodiniaceae. The record is from the annotation of a GenBank genome assembly.